CAUAUCUGCAGCUCCAAGAAAAUGGUCUUGACCUUCCUUCCUUACCUGUACAUUAGUUGUCUUCCAUGGCCUCUCCUUCUUGGAAAACCCUUAUCUCCACUUAUAUAUACCAAUUACCCAUUAUUUCUUUUUCUAUCCUCAACAAAAACCAUACUUCAAUUUCCUCUCUUCCUCUCUCUGUCUCUAAAUCUCCAUACUUUUCUUUCUUCAAAGAUGGCAUCUUCACAAAACCAGAACCCAUCACAAGACUUCUUUGACUACUUGCCUGUUAUGGCAAACAAGCUUGGCGGCGAUGGUCUGAUUGGAGAGCUAUGCAAUGGGUUUAAUCUUCUGAUGGACAGUGAAAAAGGAGUUAUCACUUUUGACAGUCUGAAAAGGAACUCUGCCUUUUUAGGAUUGCAAGAUUUGAGUGAUGAUGAUUUAAGGUGCAUGUUAAAGGAAGGUGAUUUUGAUGGUGAUGGUGCUCUUAAUCAGAUGGAGUUUUGUGUUCUUAUGUUUAGAUUAAGUCCUGAGUUGAUGGAAGAGUCUAGAUUUUUGGUAGAAGAGGCUCUUCUGCAGGAAUUGAAGGAUUUUUGUUAGUGAAAAUUCUUCUUUUCCCUUUCUUUCUUCUUGGAUUAUUCUUUUUUUCUUGAAUGUAAUAAUUGCUGAUCUUGUAUUGGAUUACAAAAACACAGAAGAAAAAAAAUUGAAAACUUUGUAAAAAAAAAAUAUUUAUGAUCUGUUAUCUUUUGACUUGA
This is a messenger RNA of Jatropha curcas, 737 nucleotides long. Its product is annotated as calcium-binding protein KRP1. The record is from RefSeq and is a predicted model, not a curated record. NCBI's taxonomy places the organism in Eukaryota, Viridiplantae, Streptophyta, Magnoliopsida, Malpighiales, Euphorbiaceae. Gene Ontology annotation, molecular function: calcium ion binding.